Molecule: messenger RNA, 2357 nt
Organism: Hemibagrus wyckioides
Lineage: Eukaryota; Metazoa; Chordata; Actinopteri; Siluriformes; Bagridae
Gene: foxi2
Product: forkhead box I2
Exons: 2
Coding region: 178-1332 (384 amino acids)
Biological process (GO): anatomical structure morphogenesis; cell differentiation; regulation of transcription by RNA polymerase II
Molecular function (GO): RNA polymerase II cis-regulatory region sequence-specific DNA binding; DNA-binding transcription factor activity, RNA polymerase II-specific
Source: RefSeq, a predicted model, not a curated record
CCAUGGCGCACGGCGCCUUUAUAAAUGCCUACACUUCCACUGCAGUUCAUCCAAACCACUUGUUGCUGUCGGGUGUCGUGUGUGUGUGAGUGUGAAGGAAUCCGGUGAGAGCGCACGCGCUUGGCCGGAGACAGAGUGUGCGUCCGCUGUGGGAUUUAUCGAGUGCUGUGACAGGACAUGAUGAACACCGUGGACGCGCAGAUCCACCACAGUUCUGCCCCCGCCGCGAGUCCUCUCCAGUCCAAGAGCGCGCACGACGCGCCAGAGAUGGCUGUGUACUGCGACAACUUCGUUUACCACCAGCAGAGUGUAGCGAGCGCGCAAAGGCCAGCCGGUUACGGCCUCGGCGAAUACGCGGCUACCCCAAACCCUUACCUUUGGCUCAACGGUCCCGCAGUGAACUCCUCACCAUCAUACUUACACGGAAACAGCAGCCCGUCGUUUAUAUCUCCGUCAUACGGCUCCCAAAGGCAGUAUCUCGCCAACUCACCCGGCUUCGCUGGUCCUGACCUCGGCUGGCUCUCCAUCGCAAGUCAAGAGGAGCUGCUGAAGUUGGUGCGUCCACCCUACUCCUAUUCUGCUCUCAUUGCCAUGGCUAUCCAAAACGCGCACGAGAAAAAGCUCACGUUGAGCCAAAUCUACCAGUACGUGGCGGACAAUUUCCCGUUUUAUAAGAAGAGUAAGGCGGGCUGGCAGAACUCCAUCAGGCAUAACCUCUCCCUGAACGACUGCUUCAAGAAAGUUCCGCGCGAUGAGGAUGAUCCAGGAAAAGGAAACUACUGGACUUUGGACCCCAACUGUGAAAAAAUGUUUGACAACGGAAACUUCCGGCGAAAAAGAAAGCGCAGGUCAGAAGGGGGUACCGGGCUUUCGACUGGCACUAAAGCCGAGGAUGGCAGACCUAUUGCAGGUGUCAAGUCCUCUGAUAGCGCGCACCUGGGCGGGGCCGUGUCUCCGGAAAUAGACCCAGCAGCCAAUGAGAGCCAUAGAAGCGCGUCUCCAACGGCUCCUGCUUCAGCGCCUUGCUUCAACAGCUUCUUCAGCACCAUGUCUGGGAUGAGCUCGGCCCCGGGGCCAGCCGUUAGACAGGGCUCUCUGGGGCUAAUAAACGAGCUGUCCAGUCGGAACAUAAGCGCUCUAAGCCCGUAUCACGCCACCUCUGCGACCGACGCCGCGCCACCCGGGGAGCAAAAUGACCACACCGUGCACGCGGGUAGGCCCACGUACUCGAGCGCGUUCGGUGGCGCUCAAAGUGCGCAGUACAACGGCCACUUCUACAACAGCUUCAGCGUGAACAAUCUCAUAUACCCGAGAGAGGGCACGGAGUUAUAAUCACGGAACGCCCUUAAUAUGGCUUAGGACAGUUCUGAAUCUGGCCUUUCAAAGGCAUUUUCAUAAUUUAGCCUUGAAAUUAAAGCAGCUAUACCCCUGCAUAAAAUAUUCGGUACUAAAUUAAGCUUUACUGUGUUUAUUGUAUUAACUGGGACUUGUAUAAACACCAAAGGUUUACAGGUUAUUCAGCACGCCUAUAGUAGGUAUUACAUUAACACUUCAGAAAAUAAUUCAACACUGGAGAUGGUAAUUCAACACUGGACAGGGUAACACUGGGGAUUUCACUGUGUAACGGGGUGUAAGGCUAUAGCUCAGAUUGUGACAUACUUACACAUUAUACAGUGUAAAUGGCAUUGAGUCAAUGAAAAUAUGCAUUCAUGAUCGGUUAUGUACAUCUUGGAUUUACACGCCUUCCAGAUUUUUAGUCCAAACGUAUUUUUUUGUUGUUCAUGUUCUAGUUUAGAUCACUUACACUUGCAGCCUGUGGACCAAUACUUCGUUCAUUUAAUGCACUAAUGGUUGGUUGUGUUUCUGAGGAAACUUAGAAGAUACAGCCUAAACAUGUCUAAAUCCAAAAUUGUAAUCAGUGGGAAAUGGAAAUGGAUUGAUUUUUAAUCAUUAGUGUUCUCAGCUGUACCAUCCUUUCUCUCUAUCUCUAUCUCUGUCUCUUUUUACCACUGUGUUUGUAUUUUUGUACAUUAUAUAGUUAUUUUAAAAUAUAUAUUUAUAUUAAAUUAUGUAUUUUUGUAGUCUGUUUCAGAGGACAAAGAUAUAUUUUGUAUUUGGAUAAUAAGUUAUGAAGACAAAAGCAUUUCUGCAUACGGGCCACUUAGUUCAUCUUCUGGCUUUUGGAAAGUUUGUCCACAUUUUAAACCUCAAAUAACGGGACCCCUGUUUUUAAGAACGUGCAGAUAUUUCCCCUGUUUUUAAGAAAAUUGCAGUUUUUACACUUUUUUAAAUCUUUUGUAUAAUAAUAUUUGUUUAUUUUGAUGUUUGUAUUAUUAUGUAUUAUUAUUUAUGUGUUC